Messenger RNA from Polychytrium aggregatum, 694 nucleotides. RefSeq names its product tRNA specific adenosine deaminase. Gene Ontology annotation, molecular function: tRNA-specific adenosine-34 deaminase activity; zinc ion binding. Gene Ontology annotation, cellular component: nucleus; cytoplasm. The record is from RefSeq and is a predicted model, not a curated record. Gene Ontology annotation, biological process: tRNA wobble adenosine to inosine editing. The transcript has 4 exons. Bases 65 to 598 code for a protein of 177 amino acids. Lineage: Eukaryota; Fungi; Chytridiomycota; Chytridiomycetes; Polychytriales.
CCAUCACCACCACCAUCACCAUCGCCAUCGCCAUCGCCAUCACCGUCCCAUCUCUGGCACCCCCAUGCAGUCCGAUGCAUCGCUCGAGGACCGCCACGUCAGCCUGAUGCGGGAAGCCCUCGCGCUGGCCGAAGAGGCAUACAACAUGGGCGAAGUGCCUGUGGGCUGCGUCUUCUUCGACCUUCCCAGCCAGCAGGUCAUCGGCAGCGGUCGCAACGAGACCAACGAGACCUACAACGCAACCCGGCAUGCCGAGCUUGUCGCCAUCGACCGCAUCCGCCAGAGCCAUCCCAUCGACGUCUUGCACGACUGCGUCCUUUACGUCACCGUCGAGCCGUGCCUGAUGUGUGCCUCUGCGUUGCGUCAGCUGGGCAUUCAGCGGGUCUACUAUGGAUGUGGCAAUGACAAGUUUGGCGGCAACGGCAGCGUUUUCCGAAUCCACCAAGAUCCCGUCGGCGACGAUCCGCCCUAUCCCUCCGAAGGAGGCUUUCUGCGAGACGAAGCCAUCAUGAUGCUGCGGCGGUUCUACGUGCGAGAGAACGACCAUGCGCCGGUGCCCAAGAAAAAGCCAAAUCGGAUUCUCAAACCCAUCGAAUAAGGCUUGCACAGGCCAGCAAGGCUUCCGGGCUGGCAACGUCUGCUGCGAUGGAGCAGCUCUCCUCCACCAACCCCGUAAGCGCCGUUACCAUCGGCC